Molecule: messenger RNA, 7930 nt
Organism: Patella vulgata (common limpet)
Lineage: Eukaryota; Metazoa; Mollusca; Gastropoda; Patellidae
Exons: 8
Coding region: 117-5159 (1680 amino acids)
Biological process (GO): male meiotic nuclear division; homologous chromosome pairing at meiosis; synaptonemal complex assembly
Cellular component (GO): nucleus
Source: RefSeq, a predicted model, not a curated record
GAGACAAAAACACGAGAAGAGAAAAAUUGUAAAAGGGACAAAAUUAUCGCUGAAUUGUCUUUAUUAUUAUGAAUACUUGCUAUGUUAUUACAUUUACAUAACUAUCUUAUUUGAUCAUGAAGAAACAGAGUAAAGAAAUCAACUUCAGUAUACCAAAGAUAAAACCUGUGAAAUGGAAAGAUAAUCUACGAGAGGUUGAAUUAACUAGUCGAGAUGCUAUAGAUGUAAUGAAUAUAGUUGAUCAUCAAGCUAUGAAUCAUUCGUUUAAAGAAGAUUGGACCACAGGAAAGAUAUCAUUAGUAGAAAAUAGUACACUAGAAGCUGAGUAUAGAGAAAAGAGAAAAGAUUUGAAGGAAAAUGGCCGAAAUACAAGAGAACUCACAGAACAUUAUGGAUUUCUAUAUGUCAAAGACCAAUAUUUAGUAGCUAAAAUGGUCAAAGAAGGUUUAAAAACAAAGAAAUCCGCCUUCAAUCCAAUAGGAGAUAACGAAUUUGGUAUCUAUGUUUGUAAGCAUCCAGAUGUACAGCUAAAAUUACCUGUUGGUAAGAAAGAAGAAAAUGCAUAUAUUAUAGUAUUUAAGCUGCUACUGGGUCGAUGUAAAGCUGUUCAACCUCAACAGAAUGUGACUGGUGAACCUGUACCUAAUUAUGAUUCAUGUAGUAGUUCACUUAUAGCGCAAUCAUGUGAUCCUCAUAAUAUUCUCUUCGCCAGAACUCAGAUUUUUCUCUACGAGUAUUCAGAUGAUGCAUUACCAAUGAAUAGACCAAGACAUUGUCUUCCGUACGCUGUCGUAAAAUUUGUAAACAAAACAAACAAACCAAAGUCCUCGCCCUCGGCUAUUUCUAGCAUUUUCUCCAUUACAUCCUCUCCUGCUGUCGUACAUCGAAGAUUAUCCUCUGAUUCUACACCAGGAUAUAAACCAGGAACUUACGGUGCUAGAAACCGAGCACUUCAGAGAAACAGUUUAGAUAGACCACCGAUUCUUGCCAACCCCAUAUCCCCACCUGUUAUGAAUAUAAACCGUAAUAUAGAUAACCCUAGUGCCAUGAACAGAUUCCCGUUUCCAAACCAAGCUGGUUUAUAUGAAAAUAGACCAGCUUUUUAUCCUAGCACCAGCAGUAAUUCCAUCAUUUCUAAAGAAGGCUUCACUGUAUCUACAAGUCCAUCUGACCAUUUGGAAAAACAGAAUCGCUAUGGUAACAUGGAGGAAGUGAGUAACCUAGAUAGAGGUAAUAAUGGAGAUCAAGUUAGUAAUAUAGAUGGAGCCAACGAUCAACAAUACCAAGGUGAAGCAACCGCAAAUAAACCAGAUCAGAAUGCAUCCACCAACAGACCCCUUAAUCCUUUGAUGCGCAAGAAAAAGAAAGUUGGGGCUACUGUUAGUGACCCACGAUUGUUUACUCCAAUGAGACGUAAUAAUUUAGUGAUAGAAAGAUUAGAUUAUCCAACAGCGGACGUAGUAAAUGCAGUGUACCCUGUAGCACCAGUUAUAAAAACACCAGAACCUGUCCCACCACCACCACCAGUAGAAGAGGAAAAUAAACCCAUUGAUAAUAAAGCUGAUAUGCAGAAAAUGUUAGAGACUGUUAAUAAGAUAUUUGGUAAAGUUCCUGUAUCUGAUGAAACCAUGGAUACCAGUUUUGAAACGGAUUCUAAUUUUGAUGAUGAUGAUGAAAAUAUCAAAUUUAUCAAAGGUCCCCAUACCGGUUAUGAUUUAUCAGAUUAUGAACCGAGUCCAAAAAGUAAGUUUUAUACAACCGACGAUAGUAGUGUCAACAACCAGUCAGACCAAGACAUGGACACUGAUAAACCUAGAGCUCAAAACUCACCUCAAAGCAAACCAAAAGAAAUUGGAUACGUUCAAGAUUUAGCUGUCCAGUUGCAAUCUAUGGGGGAUUUGAAGGACGUAUUAUCUAAAUUUAAUUUUGGAAAUGAUACGGACCAACAAUCUCAACAAAAUUACAACCCAGAUAAAAAAAUUGAAAGAAGUUUUAGUGAAGAUUAUCCAAGAGGGCAAUAUUCUGCUGAUAAUUCUACUUCUAGACGAUAUAGUUGUGAAAUGGGUGAAGUUGCUGAUAAACUCAUCGAUAGAUACAGCCAAUUAGGAGGUGGGUUUUAUACGAACAAUAAUUAUGAUAGUGACCAAGAUAAACUUCCCAAGAAUUUAGAAAACUUUAAAAUACCAGGUCUGAAUAGUCCUGGCAAAUGGAUAAAUCCUCUGAGCAGAGAUCAUAUCACUAAUUGUUUCGGAGAUAAAGAUUAUCGUAAAAAACCCUUUGGAAUGCCGAACGACGGAGCACAGAUUUCCCAAACAUCAACUAAUCAGCAUCGAGGUAAUGUAGAUAAUAGAAGUGGUUAUUUUAAAUCGCAGGAUUCAUAUAAAUCAUCGUCGUCGUACCCCAACUCGGACCUGCCCAAUUACACCCAGACGUCUAACGACAAUCGCUAUAACGUCAAACAGAACUUGAAUCAAAAAUUAAUGGCUACUGAUGUACCCCUUAGAAACAAUAAAACGAAUGUGUCUGUCAUGGAAUGUUAUUCAACGGCACAAUACAAUGUGAAGUCAACCCCAACAUCAUAUGUGACACCAUCUUCAUCUAAAUUUGGCGACCCUCAACUUAAAUGUAAGGAGCAGGACGGUGAUAUAAGUACUGCUGAUGGUUUUAGCUCAGAUAAAAAUGAUUUAGUAACUGAUCUGAAGUCAGAUAAAGAAGAACCUAAACCUCUAGAAGAAAAACUGUUUCAAGAUCCGAAAGUUAUUCUUUUAGAUCUGGGUAGGAUGAGUGAAAUAAUGGAGAGCGAGUGUGACGUAUGUAAGAAACAACAAGAUUUAAUUAUUUCUAAUGUUCCUGAAAGUAAAUCUAAUGAUGUGCGAAAUUAUCUCAAAGAUAAAGACAUCCAGAUGAAAUCUCCACUAAUAACCAAAACAACUGAUCUACCGGAAGAACCCCCUGUAAUUGAUUCUCAUCUUCUUCAGAAUGUUAAAGAUAUCUUAGAUAAGUUUAAUGUUAGUGGCUUGAGUGGACCUCAAGUUACUCAGUCUACUGAAGUUGUUAGUUCUAGAGACACUCAAUCUCCACUACCUAAUCAAUCACUUCUUCCUUCUCAACCCCCAUUCUCCUCUCAAUCAACAAUAUCUACUCAAGCUCCAUUCACUAAACAACUUCCGCUCCUUACUCCUCAAUCAACAAUUUCUAUUCAAUCACCCAUUUCUAUUCAAUCACCAAUCCCCACUCCAUCACCAAUAUCUAUUCAAUCACCACUUUCUACUCAAUCCCCAUUCCCCACCCCAUCACCAAUCUCUAUUCAAUCACCACUUCCUUCUCAAUCCCAAUUCCCCAUUCCAUCACCAAUAUCACCAUUCUCUACACAGUAUCCACUUACUACUCCAUCACCACUCACUACUCAAUCACCACUCACUACUCAAUCACCACUCAUUAUUCAAUCACCACUCAUUACUCAAUCACCACUCACUACUCAAUCACCACUCUCUAAUCAAUCACUACUCCCUACUAAUUCCCUAUUUCAUACUCAAUCACCACUCCCAUCACCAAUCUCAACUCUGUCGCCACUCUGUACCCAGUCACCAGUCUCAACUCAAUCAAAACUCCCUACCCCAUCACCAGUCUCAACUCUAUCACCACUGUGUACCCAUUCACCAAUCCCAACUCAGUCUCCACUCUCUACGCCCUCUCCAUUUAUUACUCAGUCACUACUUUCUACUGUGUAUCCUCUACCAACUCCAUGUCUUGAACCUGUGUUAAAAAGUUCUGCGCCAAGUAGCGGCAGCUUGUCUUCAAAUGAAGUAAUCAGGGACAAUCAUAAUUAUUUACCAUCAGUCACUGGAUUGGAACCUCUCAUAACGUACCCAAUAAAAAGACAUUCUUCUCAAUUACAAUAUCCAUUUGUUAAACGUUUCAAAAGUGAUCAUCCAGUAGAUUCUGUUGAACACUCGGCCGAAACUGAUGCUAAAGUUAGUGAUUUAAACUCGCAAUAUAUUCCUUUUAUAUCGUACCCUGUGUCUGCUUCCACACCAACAUACGGGAGUACAGCGGAUAAGAAUGUGUACAAAACGGAACCCUCUGUAAAUCCUAAAAAGGCAAUCGGUCGUGUUUUCAAAGAUUCAGCAGCUUCAUCAACAAGUUCAAAGUGGACGCAAUGGCAUCAGUAUAUUGCCCAAACAAAGACAUCUGCUGAGAGAAACGCGCAAAAUAGUUUGAAUACAUCAGACAGCCGCUUGGAACAAAAUGAAAACAAAGAGGGUAAAACGGAACAAAGUAAGGAUGCACCUCAACCUAAUAGACAUUUUGGAGCCGAAUUAGUGACACAGUCAUCUGAAAAGGGAACUGAACCACCAGUCAAAAAUUCAGAAAUCCAGAAGAACUCUGUUGCUACCCACAAAACAUCAAACAUAGAUUCUAGUCCUCUGUCUAAACAUAGUGCUUUAAAUAAACCACAAGAAAUACAGCAAGAAAAUGGCACUGAAACUCUCGUGAAUAAAACUAGUCUAAUUAAAGAAAUCAAAAUUAUUCAAAACCUCUUGGAAAGACUUUCUAAAACAUCCAAAUCAGACUUUGUGAAAAUGACGUGGGAGCUUCCUGCAGGUAAAUCAUUUUCUAAAGAUGAUAUUACGCAAUCUACACUCAAAACUGCUUUAUUGGAAGUUGAGGGAGAACUUAUCAUGGGAUUACAUAGUAAAUAUUUCAUGUAUAGACCUAAUGAACGAAUCCCAAGUCCUGUAUUGUUUGAUCAUGAAGUUAAAUGUGUGUAUGCUACUGGUGGCUGUUUUCUUUAUCUCAAUACUUUUAUGUCUCAACGACUGUUUCAGUCUUUAUUACAAAUGAAGAAAAAGAUAUUGGAUGUUUAUUCCGAAAAACAGAAGGUCACAACUUCAAGUUCUAAAGUCGAAUCGUUGAAUGAUCAUUUGGAUGCUUUGUUAACCAAGAGAAAAUUACUACUACGAACACUCACUGGUUCGGUUAAAGAAGGACGGUUAAGACAAUUAGAAAAAUCUAGAUGCCAUUUUCUUAUGUCUAUUGAGUAUAUGAAAAAAACUCUACAAGAUAAGGACACAUCCAAGAUGUCUUAUCUUCAUAAUUUAUUAUCAGCUCUCAAUGAACAUGCUUUAAUUGUACAAAGUGAGUUGGAAAGUCGUUAGAAUAACUGCCAACUGUUUAUAUAUAUGUCUAUACUUUUAACAAAUCUUUUCUUGUUGUGUAAGGUGGGUGGGUGGGAUGGCUGAAUGGUUAGCGCAUGUGGUUGUAUCAAGGUCGGUCAUUGAGUCAACUGGUGGGGUUUCAAUUUCCAAGUUGUACAUAACAAGAAGUAGGGUCGCCUUUCCAACCUCGUGGGUUUUGUCUGGGUCCUCCAGUUUCCUCCUACUGCUAAAGACCCCUUUGCGUAAGGGAAUUAUUGAAAUAAAAUUGAACCAUAUGUUAGUCCCGAAAUAACCUAGUUUGUGUUGAGUGGGAGUUAAACCCCAUUUCUCUCUCUCACUUGUUAUGUAAGAUUUAAAGAAAGAGCGGGCUGUAAUAGUUCAACAAUAGGUAAUGAAAAAUGAAUAAAUUGAUAAUUUCAGUCGCACUGCUUUAAUCUGCACAUGUGAAGUUUUGACAAGAAAGUAGCGUAAGCAGUCUCGAUUGUCAAUUACCAUUGCUACGAUAAUAAACAAAGUCUCCAUUUUACCAUAGAUAUGGCAGACAUUGUUGUCUAAUCAACUCAAUAUCCCAGCCAUCUGAUGGUCUAGAGAGUUGAUUAUGGCCUUGUCCUGUGAAUAAAUGUUUUAAAAAUAAUUUUUAUAACAUUUGAAGCUAGAAAAAAAAUCUGCAGUGGGCAGAUUUAGCUCUUGCAUAAUCCAUCUUAGUAGUCCCAGAAACUGAUUGACCAUACAAUUCUAUUAAAAUACAACUAAUGGAUCAGCUGAGAAGCCAAAAUACAUCAAGCUUUAUUUUAUUUUCUAUCCCGCCCCCCAUCCUUUAAUGUAGCCAGAGCUUACUGAGGUAGAUAUUCUGUUUGCUCUUAUGAGUGCUAUUAAAGAAAUCCAAUUCUGUAUGUUUUCAACAAUGUCUAAAACUCAGUCCUUCAUGUUUAUAAAAUUGUGCGGGAGUCAUAAAAAGCUCCUGAUACCUUGAAUAUAUGCAGUUUAAAAGUGAACAAAAACUGAAAGUAGUUUAUUAAUCUCAAUAUUUAAGGGAUUUAGCUAAUUUGCAGGAGUUUUUAAUGACUCCUUCGAAAGACAGCCGACGUGCGUCGAGAGGAGCAGGAGCAAAGCUCCCCUUAAACGUGAAGGACUGAAAACUUGAUGUAUGAAAGUUUACAUAUAUUUAUGUAAUGUUAAAUUGUUUAAAACUUUUGAUGCCUAUGUUUUAUAUAGGACAAUGUUACGUACAAUUACAUAUCAAAAUGAAGAGCAACUCACUCUUCUCAAAUAUUUAAUUGAAGGAUUAAUAAUAAUAUUAAUUGGAAACCAAAAUUUGAACUUUGGAAAUCCAGUGAAAUGAUAUGUUUAGUUAACCUAAAGAAGCUGUGUUGAAUGAUGUAUUAUAGUUAGAUAUAUACUAAUGUCUAAAAGAAAGUAUACACUGUGCAUUUUGUGCUGCAUCAACCAAGGUCGUUUUUCCAUGCUAUACGGUAUUUGGGUAGAAUGUCAAUUUUUUUCACAUUUUUAUUUUGCCUAGAAAUGUUGAGUUUGGACGCAAGAGAAAAAAACAAAGAUUUGCUUUAUCAAAUGUUUUUAAUCUAAACAAAACUUAGUCAUACUUUUAGUGUAUAUACUUUCUUUUGGACAUCAGUAUAUGUAGAAUUUGUUCUGUUUGUACAAUAUAUAGUAUGGUGUGAAUGCCAAGCCAAAUGUAUCCAUAGAUAGUUUACAACACAAUCUGAUUAAAACACAGAUCCUAUUUUCUUUUGUUUUCUUAUAGUUCAGAAUAUUGUUUUACUUGUCUUUACUACGCUAGGAUCUGGAAGAGUUGUUAUAUAACCUUCGUUCUUGAUGGUGUGAGGGAUAUUAGUCAGUGAAACCAUCUGUUACGGCAACUUGUUGGUGUGCAAUGCACGGAACUGUGGGUAAAACCACUAGAAACGUCAAGCUGAUUGAUUAAUCAUAGGGUCGAAAGCCUCUCCUAUGACCCCUGACGCGACCUCCCAAUACAACUGGUCAAUGAAACCAUAUGUUACGGCAACUUGUUGGCGUGCAAUGCACUGAACUGUGGGUAAACCACUAGAAACGUCAACGCUGAUUGAUUAAUUAAUCAUAGGGUCGAAAGCCUCUCCUACGGCCCUUGACGCGACCUCCCAAUACAACUGCUCAGAUCUUCAUGUAGUGUAGGCCAUCGAAUGUAUAAAAUAUACGAAACGAAAUAUAAAUCUGUAUUUUAUUCAGAUUGAGAUAAUUUAUAUUAUAUAUAUAUAUAUAUAUGUGUGUGAUUAAUUAUGUACUAUGUACAUUUCUGUAAGAAAGAGUUUUACUUAGUUGUUAACUUGAGGAUAUUUCAUUAUUCAGUAUUAGAGGAAAUUUAAUCAUGAACAAUUUAUUAAUUAAUUUGGUUAUAAAUAUAAAACCUACUGUGAUUUAUAGACAAUAAGCCAAUUUUGCAAGAAAAUUAUUAAAAAUAAAGUCCUUUGACCAUUGUGAAAAAAGUUUAAAAGCACCCCUGCAAAACCUUAAUUUGAUGAGGGAGUAUAUUGCUGAUGGUUCUGUCAACAUGCGUUUUAAAAUAACGUCCUACUUUUCUGCACCAACUGGGAUAAUGAUAAUGAAGUUGGCAGACUUUUUAAGAUGAAGUUAUUGUGGUUGUGACUUAAUUACAUAACACUAUACUGUCUUUCGUUCUUCAUUUUAUGUUUAUAUUAAUCCUAUCUUCGGCCAUUUGUUGCAUGAUCUUAGUUCAAGUAAGAUAUACCCUUAAUAAAAAAAUUAUAUUAUGUUAA